This is a messenger RNA of Ornithorhynchus anatinus (platypus), 1169 nucleotides long. RefSeq names its product neuronal vesicle trafficking associated 2 (gene NSG2). The transcript has 5 exons. Gene Ontology annotation, biological process: clathrin coat assembly; G protein-coupled dopamine receptor signaling pathway; endosomal transport. Gene Ontology annotation, molecular function: clathrin light chain binding. Gene Ontology annotation, cellular component: endosome; membrane. Bases 359 to 907 code for a protein of 182 amino acids. Lineage: Eukaryota; Metazoa; Chordata; Mammalia; Monotremata; Ornithorhynchidae. The record is from RefSeq and is a predicted model, not a curated record.
GUUGUGGCCGUGCGACUGAGACAGCAGGUGGUGCCAGAUGCCAGAUGGAAGCCUGAAAAGCGUGUCGGUGUGAGUGUGCGAGUGUGCCUCUGUGUGUGUCUGUGUGUGCGCGUGUGUGUAUGCAUGCGUGUGCGUUGCAGGCAGAGCAGCUCCCCGUUCCGGCUCCUGUUUUGCUCUCGGCAGCUCACGGACGCAGCCUGAUCCCCUCGGUAGCCUUGUGCCUUCGGCACCGGCCACCAUCUGCAGGACGGCGAGGCCUCUGCCCCGGGUUGGCGUGAGUCCGGCCUGACCGAGCGGUGCAUGUAAACCACCAUCGCCGGGAUUUUCUCCAGGUCUGGGAAAGGAGUGAGGUUCCAGGAUGGUGAAGCUGGGGACUCACCUGAGUGACAAGAACAGCAAACGGCCUUCCGGGGUGGACGGCUUUCAGACGGUCCCUCUGAUCACCCCCUUGGAAGUCAAUCAUCUUCAGUUUCCAGCUCCGGAAAAGGUGAUAGUGAAAACAAGAACAGAAUACCAGCCCGAUCAAAAGAACAAAGGAAAACUCCGGGUGCCGAAAAUUGCUGAAUUCACAGUCAGUUUUACCGAUGGAGUAACAGAAAGAUUAAAGGUUACCAUUCUCAUCAGUCUGGCUCUGGCCUUCCUCGCCUGCAUAGUGUUCCUGGUGGUGUACAAAGCCUUCACUUACGAGCACAGUUGCCCAGAUGGAUUCGUUUAUAAGAAGCGCUGUAUCCCAGCCUCCCUGGCGGCCUAUUCGACAGCUCAGGGCUCCAGCUCCCGGAGCCGGCUCUACACCGUCAUCAGCCACUACAGCCUGGCCAAGCAGACCGGCGCCCGCGCCCUCUCGCCCUGGCUCUCCUCGGGAACCGUCAGCCACGCGGCCCGCGCGACUAAGGCAGAGGACCACUAGAUCCGCACCCCCGACCCCCGUCUCCCCGUCCCCUUACCCCCGCACCGCGGGACGGCCCCGUCGGAAAAGCAGAGCGCCACUUCCCAGGUGGCGCCGCCCUCGCCGGGCGACACAAAAGUAAAAGCCCAAACUAAAGUACAGGAGUUAUUUUCAAUCUAUUUACUUUUGUGCAUUGUUCUUGUCGAUUUGUAACCGAGUCCAGCUCUUGUACAAAGGCAUGUUCGAUGUUGGUCGUUACGAUGUAAAGAUAUUUUUUAAAUCA